AACGCUUGUAAGACUACAGUAUAUAAGAAGCUUUUAACAAACAAUGACUGACAUUUCUGGUUGACUGAGUUCCCACCCUAACAGGAUCUUCGGCUGGAAAUCUAGUGUGUAAGAUUAACCUGUUUCAUCUACAAAUAGAAAUAUGGCAGACCAAAAACCUGUGACUCAGCAACCUGGCCAACAACCACCUCAGCCAGUUCAACCUGCACCUGGUCAGCCCCUUGCUGGACCUCCUCCUGGUCAGCCUAUGCAAUAUUAUGCUCAAGCUCCACCUGGGGCUCAGCCUUUAGCUUAUGGCCAGCCUCAGCAGUAUGGCCAGCCUCAGCAGUAUGGACAACCUAUGCAGGCUCCAUAUGGUCAACCUGGGAUGGUACCAAUGAACAUCCCCGGACAGCCCCCGGUGGUACAGUGGAUGGCCCGACCCCAGGCCAUUCCAGGCUGUCCCCAGGGCCUGGAGUACCUCACUCAGAUUGACCAACUCCUCAUCAAACAGCAGAUUGAAAUACUGGAGUUGUUCACGGGCUGGGAAAUGGCUAACAAGUACAAAGUUCUCAACAACCAGGGCCAACAAGUAUUCUUCGCUGCAGAAGAGUCGGAAACAUGUGAGCGCCAGUGUUGUGGACCAAACCGAGGUUUUAACCUUCAUAUUACAGACAAUACAGGACAGGAAAUCAUCAAAUGUGUUCGUGAGUUCAAGUGCUGUGUGGGGUGCUGCUGGUGUGCCAAUGCUGAUGGCUGUGCACAUGAAAUCGCCGUGGAGGCACCUCCAGGCACAGUCGUUGGAUACGUGAGACAGGAACAGAGUUGCUGGACUCCACACUAUAGUAUCAGAGACGCCAACCACGAACCCGUCCUCAAUAUCAAGGGACCAUGCUGUGUAAUGAAUGGAUGUUGUUGGGACCAGGAGUUCAUCGUGUGGUCAAAGGACUGGACUGCUGAAGUUGGCAAACUAAGCAAACAAUGGAGUGGAUUUGCCAAGGAGUAUUUCACUGAUGCUGAUAACUUUGGAAUCACAUUUCCCAUGGAUUUGGAUGUCAAGAUGAAGGCAGUCAUGUUGGGUGCUGUUUUCCUCAUUGAUUUCAUGUUCUUCGAGCAGAAGCAGAACAACCAGCACUAAAACUGAGGUGAAUUAUCAUGGAAAUUAGACGAAAACCAGCAACUCUAUUGUAUGUGGAUAUAUAAUGGACACAGGUGUUGCAUUAUCCUAUAAACAAGAAAUUUAAACACCUUAUAAACAAAAAACAUUAAAAGUUUGUUGACGAGAAGUUCAUCUUAUCCUCCUUGUAUUGUUAUAAUGGAAGAACAUUUUAUUUUAUUGAUAAGCAAGAUUUGCUCCUAAUUGUUUUGUUUUCAGACAGCUAGGUACCAAAGUAAGACUGUUCAUGCUUCAAAAGUUGUUGAUAAUAUUUUUCUUGUACUAAUAACAUAGGGUAAAUUAUUGAACAAAUUCAUAUUAAUAUCAAACAAGUGUUAGAAAUCACUUGAAAUUACUGUCAAUCAAUGAAUGACCAAUUACAGCUUUUAAAAAGAUGUCGUAAAACAUGACUAGAUCAAUACAUAUUGACUAAAAAAUGGCUACUGAAGGUAUGUUGAACUCUACAUAUACAUGGAAAUGUGACAGUUUUGGUUCAUGGCAUCAGAUAAAGAAAAAACAUACACUCUUCUGUUAAUUUAAACUUUCACAAAAACUAUAAAGGUUUUAUUACCACAUUCUGUGAAAAGAACAUCUAACAUUAAAAUGUUUAACUAUAGCCAUUAGCAGAGGCAUGCCUAUUAUUUCAAAUAUAAAUACAUAUUGUAUUCUAUAAAUACUUAAACAUCACUGGACACUAUUUAACAGCAUGUAACCAAAGUGUUGUAUGAAAACAUAUUACUCUUUAAGUGACUUAAUGUCUAAAUCUUUAUAUUUCUAAUCCGUAGUUACUAGAUUUUGAUAUACAAUAUUCAGGUAUUAUUUUGAUACAGUGUCUGUGAUUUGUACCUAUACACCAUGUAAAUCUAUGCCUUUCAGAAAUAAGCCUGGAACAUUUUAUGUCUUUAUGUAUACAAUAUACAGUGAAUGUAAUUGAUGGAAUUUAAUCUGCACGCUUGUUUAAUAUCCAUGCAUCCUGGAGCUUUUUUAGAAAAAAUUCAAGUUUUAUUCUUAAUUUGAAUUCUGAAUACUUUUCUACUGAAUUGUAGAUCCUGAAUUUUUUUCUGAAAAUGUGGUUCCUCUAAAUCCAGGUGUUAACAUGCUAUAUUGUAACAUUCAAUUAUUGUACAUUUGCAGAUACAGUGUAUAUAAACUUUUAUUUUUUGAAAAUCAUUCAUCAGUAUGUAAUCUUUUAAAUUUCGGCUUUUGUACUGAUAAAGAUUCAAACUUUGCUCAAAAUGUAACAUUUAAAAAUGUAUUGAAAUAUUGCUGAAAAAGGGACCAUAUCAUUGAAAUUCAAUUUUUUUUUAAAUCCUAAAAUAUGUAUAUUUUACCACUGUAAAGGAUACCACUAAAUGACUUAUGCAAAAAUACAUGUUAAAAUUUGUUGUAGUUAUUAAGUUAUUGUUUACGUACAUGAUUUUACAAGUGUAAUCCAUUCUGUAUUUGUCAUUAUAGUCUAAAAAUAUAAUUGGAGACUCAGCUUUUGCCCUAGAGUUUUUAUCAAAGAAUAUACAUGUAUUAAUAUUUUCAUAUACAUGUCUUUUAACAUAAUUAAAACUUCCAUAAAGGAUUUAUAAAGAAUAACGUUUAGUCUAAAAUGGACCUAAAAACUUACUGGACAGGUUUUGAAAAUAUAGGGUCAGAAACUAUAAUCUCACAAUUAAAUUUUUGGCAGAAUAUGUUCAUUUUAGUUGUGUGUGUAUAUAUUGAAAAUACAUUCUGUGUAAUGAGUUACAUAGUUAUCCUUGUAAAAUUACCUGUUUAUGCAUUACCAUACACUAUAUGACCGUUUUGUAUAUACUUUGUGGCCUAUGCUACAGUUGUUGCUUGCAUAUUCAGUCCACACAUAUGUUUGGUAUUAAAUAAAUUUUAUAUUAGGUAAAUUUUGAUUAUAUCUCAUUAAAAUCUGCAUGCUUUUUUCAAAUUUUGUCUUAAAUUUGGACUAACUGUCAAAUACAUAAUGAAUUAAGAAAAUAUUUGUACGGGUAAUGAAGAAAAAAAACUACAUGGAAAAAACGCUAUUACAUCUCUAUGAAACACUUCUGCUAGACCUGUAGGUACGAUGUCUAAGGGUGAUAGUAUCUCACCUAAGGAUGAUAUAAAGUCAAUGAUAUUAUAGUGGAAUGUACAUAUACUGUAACAUAUACCCCUAGACUAUAAAAGCUAUGGUAUUUUAUAUAUGCUUAAUUGAUAUAAAAUCCAAUGCUGGUGGUGUAAGUAGCACCCUGAGCUAAAAUGUGUAAAAUAUCACAUAGACUGAAAUCCGACACAAAAUUGGUCAUAAUUGGAAUUUUUUUUUUAAAGCAAAUACUAGUAAUUAGUGCUUCAACAGAUCAUAGAUCUUGUUAGAAAAAAAUGUAAGUCCCUGUAUAAAUAUAUGCUUAUGCAUUCAGAUAAUCAUCGGCAUUAUUAGUGGAACCCCAUAGAAUUUUUUAGAAGAAUAGAUAUUUUAUUCAUUUUCGUACUUCUUUUAUUGUCCGAGGUCAUCAUGACAAUCAUUUCUUUCAGACAUUUCUCAUGACAACUUUUAAAUACUUUCACAACCGGUGUCUUACAUUUUCCCAGAUUGUUUUAUUUUCUGUUUUGAUUUGAUGAUGAUAUUAUUUAGCCUUUACUGAACAAACUAUUGUUUUAUUUGUCUUUUGUUGAUAUUAUUUGGACUUUUACUGAACAAAGUACUGUAUUACAACAGACUUUGAGCAGAUUACUGCUUAUGUUUUUAAUUUGUGUACAUUGUGAAGACUCUUAUCUUUUAAUAGAAGAAAAACUCUACAAUUGGAAAUGCAAGAAAAUGAUUUUUAUUUUCAUAUUUAUACAACCUUAUGUUUUUGAUUUGAAAAAUAAAAUAUACCAAUUUUGGGCCUUAAGCAGCAAGAAGAAUACAUCGCCAUAAACAGAUGUAGCAUUAAAAAGGCUAAAACAACAUGAAAAAAGACCAACUAUAAAUGUGGUAUAAAUAGCGAUAUUACAUACCAUGCAUCUGGGGAAAUAACACAUCAUUUCAUCCCACAUACAUCCCAACAUCCCACAAACAUCCCAAAGAUUUCUUAGAAAUCCUAAUUACUGGUAAAUUUUCUGACAUGUUUACUUUUACCUCUGCCAGAUAGCUGUAGAUAGAUUUUUUUAGUUUUGCAGUGACAAUGUAUCAUUGUUAUAGUAAAAGUGUACACAAAUUUCUUUUAUUCUUGUUUGUGGGUUAUUUUUAUCUUUUCAAUAUUUGCACGACAAAAAUGAUUGAAAAUUGAUUAAGAUUAUUUCCAUCAUCAAUAAAUGUAAGCAAUACAUUCUCUACACGAUUUAGAUUUAAGAAAUGGUGAAGGCAAGUGUGAUUUUACCUGUUUUUAUUUCAAUGUAUAAAAAUCAUUUGAAUUUGUGUGAAUAACACCAUCUUGAUAAAUGCUUUCUUCUACAGGGCAUUCUAUGUUUGGAAUACAUCUUUUACAUUCAGUACUAACUGUUAUCAAAUCAUUAAAGUUUUUCACCAGC
This is a messenger RNA of Pecten maximus, 4621 nucleotides long. Its product is annotated as phospholipid scramblase 2-like. The record is from RefSeq and is a predicted model, not a curated record. The transcript is spliced from 11 exons. NCBI's taxonomy places the organism in Eukaryota, Metazoa, Mollusca, Bivalvia, Pectinida, Pectinidae. Bases 143 to 1117 code for a protein of 324 amino acids. Gene Ontology annotation, biological process: plasma membrane phospholipid scrambling. Gene Ontology annotation, cellular component: plasma membrane. Gene Ontology annotation, molecular function: phospholipid scramblase activity.